GUCUUUUUUUAGUCACUUUAAAUACCGAAGUGGAUUUCAGUAUCCCUCGACGAUCCCCCAGUCCCCUCCCCUCACGGCUGCAUGCCCGCAUCCGGAUUCCGGUCCAUCCGGCAGCCAGACGCUGCCGCCGUAAAUUCCCCUUCCGCGUCUGUCUGGCCGGUGGCCGCUGUGGUUUUGUAGGCUAGUGCGUGCCGUCCUCGGACCUCUCCUCUCGUCCUCCACCACCAUGACUGAGGCCCAGUCUCCACUAUCCGCCACCAUGGCGAAGGAGGCCCAGUCGUCGCCGUCCGCCACCGUAGCGCAGGCGACGGCUCUGCCGCAGCUCGUAUUAUUCAACUCCUUGACGAAGAGGGAGGAGCCCUUCCAGCCCCGGGUGGAGGGGAAGGUAGGGAUGUACGUCUGUGGCGUCACUCCCUACGACUUUAGCCACAUCGGCCACGCGCGUGCCUACGUCGCCUUCGACGUCCUCUACAGGUACCUGAAAUUCUUGGGGUAUGAAGUUGAAUAUGUCCGUAAUUUCACGGAUAUCGACGACAAGAUUAUUAAGCGUGCAAAUGAACGCGGUGAAACAGUUACAAGUUUGAGUAGCCGGUUUAUCAAUGAAUUUCUUCUUGAUAUGACUGAGCUCCAGUGUUUACCUCCUACCUGUGAGCCACGUGUAACAGAGCACAUUGAGCAUAUUAUAGAGUUGAUAACCAAGAUAAUGGAGAAUGACAAAGCCUAUGCUAUGGAAGGAGAUGUUUACUUUUCAGUCGAAAGUUUUCCUGAAUAUCUCAGUUUAUCUGGAAGAAAAUUCGAUCAAAAUCAGGCAGGGGCACGGGUUGCUUUUGAUACACGAAAGCGUAAUCCUGCAGACUUUGCACUCUGGAAGGCUGCAAAGGAGGGCGAACCUUUUUGGGAUAGCCCUUGGGGCCGUGGAAGACCGGGAUGGCAUAUUGAAUGCAGCGCAAUGAGUGCUCACUAUUUAGGACAUCUAUUCGAUAUUCAUGGUGGGGGGAAAGAUUUGAUUUUUCCUCAUCAUGAGAAUGAGCUUGCACAAAGCCGAGCUGCUUAUCCUGAGAGUGAGGUGAAGUGCUGGAUGCAUAAUGGCUUUGUUAACAAGGAUGAUAAAAAAAUGGCAAAAUCAGAUAAUAACUUUUUCACGAUUAGAGAUAUCACUGCUCUUUACCAUCCAUUGGCUUUAAGAUUUUUCUUGAUGCGCACUCAUUAUAGAUCAGAUGUGAACCAUUCUGAUCAAGCACUUGAGAUUGCAUCUGAUCGUGUCUAUUACAUUUUUCAGACUCUAUAUGACUGCGAGGAAGUAUUAGCUACAUAUCGUGAAGAGGAUGUUCUGGAUCGUUGCUUCAUGGAGCUGCUGAAGGCCAUAAACAGCAGUUUGAAUGAUUUGAAGAAACUGCAACAGAAAAUAGAACAGCAAAAGAAGAAACAGCAACAGCAGAAGAAGCAGCAACAGAAGCAACAGCAAUUGCAAAAACAGCCAGAACAUUAUAUUCAAGCUCUGAUUGCACUGGAAAUAGAACUUAAAAAUAAACUGUCUAUACUUGGUCUGAUGCCAUCUUCAUCUUUGGCAGAGGUACUGAAGCAAUUGAAGGACAAAGCACUAAAGAGAGCGGGGCUGACUGAAGAAAAAUUGCAAGAGCAGAUUGAGCAGAGAAACGUUGCAAGGAAGAAUAAACAGUUUGAGAUAUCUGAUGGAAUCAGGAAAAACCUUGCUACCAAGGGCAUCGCCCUGAUGGAUGAACCUUCUGGUACAGUGUGGAGACCAUGCGAACCAGAGGGGCCGCACCCACUCAACAAAUGAUGGUAAAAUGAGAUUUUUGCCUGAGGGCAGCUACACAUUUUGAACUAACAAAAUCACCAUCUCUGGAUGCAGUAUUCUUCACUCAGGGGUAGGGGGUCCAGGUUGACUCGCCAGUCGCCAGUUGAAACUUGCAUUUCUGGUUGUGUAAGAAGCAAUGGACCCCAUAUAUAUACUUUACUCCUUGCGAGGUUUGAGUUUUGGUUUUGGAUAUAAGACUUGGCAAUUCCAUUUCAAUGAAACAGAUGAAAUUUUGCUUGGUACUCUUCGCGUGUGUUAGUGGUUUAGUUUGUUGUGCACCGGUGGUGCUUGAGAUGAAGUCAUUGCUUUAUUUUAAGGUAAUGAAAACUGUUCUAGCAGAA
Zea mays is the source of this 2160-nucleotide messenger RNA. The record is from RefSeq and is a predicted model, not a curated record. NCBI's taxonomy places the organism in Eukaryota, Viridiplantae, Streptophyta, Magnoliopsida, Poales, Poaceae.